Messenger RNA from Ixodes scapularis (black-legged tick), 1650 nucleotides. RefSeq names its product formin-2-like. The record is from RefSeq and is a predicted model, not a curated record. Lineage: Eukaryota; Metazoa; Arthropoda; Arachnida; Ixodida; Ixodidae. The transcript has 3 exons. Bases 1 to 1650 code for a protein of 549 amino acids.
AUGGAUGAUGACAGCAGUGAUGUUGCAUCUGAAGCUAUCGUCUUCAUGCUUGUGUCACUAGACUCGCUUUGGAAGAUACCCUGCGGCUACAUCCUGAACAGUGGGCUCUCUGGAAAAGAAUGCACUAAUCUCGUGAACUUGUGUUUGACCAAACUGCAUCAUGCAGGGGUGUCUGACGCCCUGCCUGAUUUUGAUGCUGUCAUUUUGCACAACGGCACAAACAACACCAGCGCUUGUGCCAGCGUGUACAUUGACAAGUACCGUCAGCUGGCCGCUCAGAUCUUGAAACACAAUCCGACGAUGCAGAUCGCCUUUUCUUCCGUCCUUCCAAGGCGGGAGAACAGGUUCUCUUCGUUGGAGUGUCAGCGUAGUAAGAGUGCUGAGAUCCAAUCGUUGAAUGAUCGGUACAAAGAAGUGAACUGGCUCCUGCAGGAGUUCUGGCUCAAGAAGGGCUUCGUGUUCAUCGGCAAUCUCGUGGACAAGUGGCAUCGGUGGAUCGGCUACGACGGAGUACACCCAAGCCGGGAUGGCAACAAGGUUUUUGCAGAGUUCCUGUUCCUGCAUGCACAGAGGAUUGCAGAGGUGCUGACCAGGUCCAGGAUUCAUCAGGACCACAUGAAGAGGAUGUCGAGUGCCAGCCCCUCCUGGAACUGCAGGACCCCCACGGAUGUCCUGUUGAACACGACAUGCGAGAUUGAAUUUCCUCCGCUUGGCUAUUCUUGCCCUCCUAGCAUGCUCGCCUCGCCUCCAUCAUCUCCUCCUCCUGCAUCCUCUGUGCCCCUACCACCUCCUCUUGCUUCUACACCUUCUCCACGACUCCCUCUUGCUUCCUCUGUGCCCCAACCACCUCCUCUUGCUUCCUCUGUGCCCCCACCACCUCUUGUUGCCUCUGUACCUUCUCCACAACUCCCUCUUGCUUCCUCUGCACCCCAACCACCUCCUCUUGCAUCUGCACCUUCUCCACAACUCCCUCUUGCUUCCUCUGCGCCCCAACCACCUCCUCUUCCCUCUGCACCUUCUCCACGACUCCCUCUUGCUUCCUCUGUGCCCCCCCCCCCCACCUCCUCUUGCAUCUGCACCUUCUCCACGACUCCCUCUUGCUUCCUCUGUGCCCCCCCCCCCCCCCCUCCUCUUGCAUCUGCACCUUUUCCACAACUCCCUCUUGCUUCCUCUGCGCCCCAACCACCUCCUCUUGCAUCUGCAUCUUCUCCACGACUCCCUCUUGCUUCCUCUGCACCCCAACCACCUCCUCUUGCCUCUGCUGUGCCCCCACCACCUCCUCCAGCUUCUGCAUCUUCCCCACUUCCCCUUGCUUCCUCUGUGCCCCCACCACCUCCUGCUUCUGCAUCCUCUCCACCACUUCCUGUUGCUGUUUCUGUGGCCCCAUCACCUCCGAGUUUGGUGGGCGGAUGCAAGUGGCAGUUGGUGAAGCCCAAAUGCAGGGAGCGCAAGUCUCCAGAGGUGCAUAAGGCACAAAGCCACGGCGCUACUAUCACAUCCCCCAUCAUUACUUGGGAUGAUGGAGACUUUGCAGCCUCUGUGCCUUCUGCAUCUUUUCCAUCACUCCCUCUUGCUGCCUCUGCUGUGCCCCCACCACCACCUCCUCUUGCCUCUGUGCCCCCACCACCUCCUCCAGCUUCUGCAUCUUGA